Molecule: messenger RNA, 1117 nt
Organism: Porites evermanni
Lineage: Eukaryota; Metazoa; Cnidaria; Anthozoa; Scleractinia; Poritidae
Source: the annotation of a GenBank genome assembly
AUGGCUGCCAAGUUUUACAUUUGCAUGCUGCUGGUAGUUCUGGUGAGCUCUGCUGUGCACAGUUCACGGCUGCGUCGCCCACAGGAAAAAGAGAAGACCUACAACUUUCUCUAUAAGAGAUUUUUUGAUGUAGCAACUCUUAAGCCGUAUACUUUCCCAUCAGGUGAGUCUUUCUUGUAGAAGUAGAACAUGAUGCGUUUUUUUUUUUCAUCAAAUGGAAACUCGGAAAAAUUCUGAGCCCCGGGCUCAGAAAAAAUAUUGUGAGUCCUAAGCCGGUAACUUUCGAAACUUUUAAGGCCCACGCGCUUAAAAGUUAUUUGUUUUAGGCAACGAAUUUGUGAUAUUAGACUACUUUUAAACGUGCAUGAACGAAAUUUUUUGUUUCGUCUUGCAAAUGCUAGGGGCCAGUACUUGGGAUAGGAAUCCAACGCCGGACUGAGAGUAACCGCUACUCGUUCGUUUUACUGAGAUUAAAAAAUUUUAUAUUGUAAUGACUUUUUGUCUCACCUGUUCACAGUACCAUCAAUGAGAUGCUGUUAUGGAGGAUGUAACAAUUGUACAGGUUAUGAGUCCUGCAACUGCUGCAACAAGAUCUUUUGCAUGGACUGCGAAGUUGAAUUUGAGUUUUGCUGCAGGCAGUAAAGUGUAUGUUCUAAAUAUGUUACAAUAUGAUUCUGAUUCUAUCUCUUAUUUUUUCAUAGUCUUAACACCUUGUAAGUGGAUCGUUUUCACUGUCACGCAAUAAAUCCGACAUGAAAAAAAAUCCCAAACUUUUGAAACAUAAAAGCCAAGUAAGUGAAAUGCUAUAAACCACUGAUGCAUAAACAACUUUUUUAAGUCCCAGGUCUAUGUUGCCUAAACGUUUCACGCCAUGAGAAAAUAAACGAUUUCAAUCCCAAGUGAAAAGCCCAAUACAAACAUAAAAGAACACAAUUUAAUGUAGAAGGUGUGUUGCGUAUUUUAGGUCAAGGCCCUGACAAUGUUCUCAGUUCUGCGUCUGUAUCGCUCAGCUGAAGAAAGUCUACUCCAAAAAAAGAUGCGAGUCAGGGAUAUGAAAUACAUUCAAAAGCCUGUUUGUUUUGAGAUGGAAUACUUCAUUGACUAUAGUUUUGACUUC